CGCAUGAAUCGUAUAUUAGAAAACUGCACAACUUCCGGCUACUUCCGGUAGAUGUGAUCCUAGAAGGUCUAGAAAUAUUUUGGAAUCAUGGCUUCAGUUGAUCCAAAUGAUUUAGCUGGUGAUUUAACUCAAAACUUGGAAAACUCCUUAAAAGAAGAAAAGGCCAGAAAUGAAUCAGACUCAGAUAAAAAAUCCUUCAUCAAAGAUGAUAAUUAUGGUAUUAAUAAAAAGGAUUAUCAUGAAAAUGAAAACUCUCAGCAUCAAAAAUGCGGAACUGAUGUACCAGUAGAUGAAGUUGAAGCAGGAGAAAGUGACUCUGAUGUAGAUAAAUGUACAAAACCGGAUGAGAAUGAUAUAGUUGUAGAUGAGGAAUACAUGAAGAAAUUAGAAGAAAAAAUGUCAGAAGAAGAAAAACAGGUUAGAAAAGAUGAAGCCCAGGCACUUAAAGCAAAUGGGAACAGCCACUUUAAGGCCAGUGAGUUUCAACUUGCUAUUUGCUCAUAUACCCAGGCACUCCAGACAUGUCCACUUUGUUUUCAAAAGGAAAGGGCUAUCAUGUAUUCCAACAGAGCUGCAUGUAGACUCCAUUUAAAACAGUACGAAAAGGCUAUUGAAGACUGUACCAAAGCACUAGAACUUAAUCCUAAUUAUCUCAAAGCACUUUUAAGGAGGGCAGAAAUGUAUGAAAAGACUGAAAAAUUAGAUGAGGCAUUAGAAGAUUACAAAAAAGUAAUUGAAAUGGAUCCAACACAACAUACUGCGAGGGAAGCAUGUAUUCGAUUGCCACAGCAAAUUACAGAAAGAAAUGAGAAAAUGAAAGAUGAAAUGAUAGGAAAGUUAAAAGAACUGGGGAACAUGGUACUAAAGCCCUUUGGAAUGUCUACUGACAAUUUCAAAUUACAGCAAGAUCCAAAUACAGGAUCAUAUUCUGUGCAGUUUCAACAAAAUGCAAAAUAGAUUUUAAAAAAAAUAUCAAGGGUGGUGAUCCUUUAUACCACAAGUAAAAGUUUUCCAUGUAUUUGUCCAGUCAGAAGAAACUGCAAUUAGAACUUAUCUAAAAUAGAGAAUGUAGCUGGCUUCAUCAUCCUUCAGAUGCCUUAAAUGGUUUAGCUCAGUAGCAAGGAUUGUUCUGAUAUUUAUCAACUUGUUUAAAAGGUUACCACACAGCAGAUAUUCUUAACAUAAGCCAACAAAAAACUAUAAAGGAUAAAGAUAAGAAUUUGCUUGAUUGGCAAAAUGACUGCUCAGGCAUGUUUUUUUUUUUAAAUAUUAAUUUAAGGUGAUUUAAAAAUAUUUCCUGCCAAAAUAAGGCCUUGAUGCCCAUAUCUUGUCUGUCUACAUAAGGAAGCAGUGCUGUGUCAUCAAUAGGUGCUGAUGGUGAGAGAAAAUCUGAUUGUGAAUAGAGUAAGACAAGACGCCUUUUUAACUUUUAGAGCAAGCAGGAAAGAAAAGACAUCUAUUUACCCAAGAGAAAGAAAUGCAGAUUGUCCUUAGAGUACAAUUCUUUUUAUAUCUGUU
This is a messenger RNA of Lingula anatina, 1518 nucleotides long. RefSeq names its product tetratricopeptide repeat protein 1-like. The record is from RefSeq and is a predicted model, not a curated record. Gene Ontology annotation, molecular function: protein binding. NCBI's taxonomy places the organism in Eukaryota, Metazoa, Brachiopoda, Lingulata, Lingulida, Lingulidae.